Messenger RNA from Eleginops maclovinus (Patagonian blennie), 1107 nucleotides. Its product is annotated as deoxyribonuclease-1-like. Gene Ontology annotation, cellular component: nucleus. Lineage: Eukaryota; Metazoa; Chordata; Actinopteri; Perciformes; Eleginopidae. The transcript is spliced from 9 exons. Gene Ontology annotation, molecular function: DNA binding; deoxyribonuclease I activity. The coding region runs from base 177 to 989 and encodes 270 amino acids. Gene Ontology annotation, biological process: DNA catabolic process. The record is from RefSeq and is a predicted model, not a curated record.
CUAAAUACAGAACACACAUUUCCAUUACAAUAUGUCAUAUGAGGAAAUAGAGGCGGUUCUGGUUUGAAAGUAUUUCAAUGGGAUUCUGUGUAACCGGUGUCCUGAGCGGUGUCUGCUCUUCUGUAACAUCUGGGUACAGAGACUGAAAUUAGGAUGUUCCACCCAUCAGUCCCAGGAUGCGUCGGCUGUGUGCUCUGGGUCUCUUCUUGGCCCUGCUGCAUGUGUCCAGCUGUCUGCUGAUUGGAGCGUUCAACAUCCAAAAGUUUGGGGACAAGAAAUCCCAGGACGCGGAUGUGAUGAAGAUCAUCAGCACGAUUGUCCACCGCUACGACAUCAUUCUGAUCCAGGAGGUCCUCGACAGCGAUCAGAAAGUAAUCCAAAGACUCAUGAACGAAGUUAACGCAGUUUCUCCUCAGUACAGCUUCAUCACCAGUGCUCCCCUGGGUCCCACCGUCUAUAAGGAGAGAUACCUCUACCUCUACAAGCAGAGUACGGUGUCCGUGGUUACCAGCUUCCAAUACACUGACAUGACGAAAUUCAACAGACCGCCCUUCGCCGUCAAGUUUGCCUCCAUAACGACAGCUGUGGAAUAUGUUCUGAUCCCUCAACACACACGUCCGAAAUCCGCUGUAGCGGAAGUGGAUGCCCUCUAUGACGUGGCGAAGGAUGUCUUAACUCUCAUGGGAACCAAUAACGUCAUGCUGCUUGGUGACUUCAACGCCGGAAGCUGUUAUAUACCAAAGGCGAAGUGGCCGUUAAUCCGCCUCUUCACCGACAAGAGCUACCACUGGCUGAUCGCCAACAGUGUUGACACUACAGUGUCACGGUCUGGAAACGCUUACGACAGGAUUGUCGUCACCACUACCCUGAACAGCAGAGUGGUGACGGGCAGCGCUGACGUCUUUAACUUCCAGGCUCAAUAUGGCCUUACCCUGGCUCAGACGAAGGCCGUCAGUGACCAUUUCCCUGUGGAGGUGCAGCUAUCAUGAGUACAGGAACCGCUUCACAGACCUCCAGGCUGACCCUGAGCUAGGAUUAUUCAGUUGGAGUUCUUCUGGAAACCAUGCAGCAUUGAAAAAGAAUAAAAAAAUAAAGAAUGCCAAAUUA